UCCAUUCUUGAGAUUCAACACAACACAUCUAGCACAAUGGCAGCCGACAGACGUUCGAUCCUCAUCACUGGCUGCUCAGAAGGCGGAGUUGGCGCAGCAGUCGCAUUCGAAUACCAAAAGCGAGGCUACCAAGUCUUCGCCACAGCACGAAACACAUCCAAGAUCCCUUCAACACUCACAUAUCUGCCCAAUGUCACCACAAUAACACUGGACGUCACAUCCGAAUCAUCUAUCGCCACUGGCGUCGAGCAAGUCUCCAAAUUCACAAACGGCAAACUCGACAUCCUCUUCAACAACGCCGGCACAUCCCUCACCUGCCCAGUCCUCGACACCGAAAUCUCAGAUGCUCGGCUACAAUACGAACUCCACCUCAUCGCACCUCUCGCCACAUCAAAAGCUUUCUUCCCUCUCCUCAUCAAAGGCACAAACGCCGCAAUCCUCAACAAUUCCUCCAUCGCAGGAGAAACAAACCUCCCAUUCCAAGGCGCUUAUGGCGCCUCAAAAGCCGCAAUCGUCAACCUUGGCGAGACAAUGCGAUUAGAGCUCCAGCCUCUUGGCGUCAGAGUCAUUACUGUCGUGACGGGAAUCAUCGAGACAAAACUUCACGAAAACGAGAAGUUGACUGAGUUGCCUUCGACUUCAUAUUAUGCUCCUCUGGGUCAGUGGUUGAAGGAGCGGAAAGCUGGAACUAAUCGUCCGGCGGGAAUGGAAGUGGAAGAGUAUGCGAAGUUGAUGGUGAAUAAAGUGGAGAGUGGAAAGAAUGGGAAGAUUUUUGUGGGACCACUUACGCCGCUGUUUGUGUAUAUGAAGUGGUGGAUGCCGACCUGGAUUUGGGUAAGUCUUUUCAAAAACUCAUGGCUCUUUGAGGUCGAAUUUGCUAAUGUGGAUGUGAUAGGACGGAUUUAUGUUGAAGGCUGGACCGGAGAAGCAGAAUGAGUUGAUCAAGGAGGAGUUUGCGAGGAAGAUGAGGUCGUGAAAGUCGAUCUACGGCACGAUGCUUGGUAGAGAAAGUGUUGAGAACCAGAGACAUACUGAGCAUAGCGUAGCUCUUUCAAUUGUAUGAUUUGGGUAUCUUGCGAUGGAAAAUCUUACCUUCGCCUCGACUGUGUCGGCCAUGUCUUGCUGAUCUUUCAAGAGAUGAUGAGAUCCACAUGAGUCCC
This is a messenger RNA of Cercospora beticola, 1160 nucleotides long. The record is from RefSeq and is a predicted model, not a curated record. NCBI's taxonomy places the organism in Eukaryota, Fungi, Ascomycota, Dothideomycetes, Mycosphaerellales, Mycosphaerellaceae.